AAUAACAAAAAUCACAAAAUGCAUUUAAAAAGUGCAGCGGCAACGUCAACAGUGAAAACAACAAUUCUGAAACAUAAUUUAAGUAAAUUUUAUGGAUACGGUUGGAUGCAAGUCUUCCUACUACUGACAGUCUUCGUGAUUGGUAAUCAAAGUGCCUGGCAGGAGAAUAUUCGACCAAAACUCUACGUUGAAUUAGGUCCCGAAGAUAUAAUGAAGUUUCUGGGCAACGAUAGUGUCGUGGAUCACUUCAAGCUUGUGACCAAGGAUGGCAACAGUCUGCUCAUCGGUGCCAGAAAUACGGUUUUUAAUUUAAGCAUACACGAUCUCACUGAGCAGCAGCGUUUGGUCUGGACAUCGCCAGAGGAUGACACCAAAAUGUGUCUCGUCAAGGGAAGGAUGAGGUGAGCCUGCCAGAACUAUAUUCGCAUCAUGGUGGUGCCAUCGCCGGGUCGCCUCUUCGUUUGUGGCACCAACUCCUUCCGGCCCAUGUGCAACACGUACCUCAUCAGCGAAAGCAACUACACCCUGGAGGCCACCAAGAAUGGCCAGGCUGUCUGCCCCUAUGAUCCCCGUCACAACUCCACCUCAGUGCUGGCUGACAAUGAACUGUAUUCCGGCACCGUGGCAGACUUCAGUGGCAGCGAUCCGAUUAUUUACAGGGAACCAUUGCAGACGGAACAGUAUGACAGCCUGAGCCUCAACGCGCCCAACUUUGUGAGCUCAUUUACCCAAGGAGAUUUUGUAUAUUUCUUCUUUCGCGAAACCGCUGUGGAGUUUAUCAAUUGUGGCAAGGCGAUUUAUUCGCGCGUUGCCCGCGUCUGCAAGUGGGACAAAGGUGGCCCGCAUCGUUUCCGCAACCGCUGGACAUCCUUCCUUAAGUCCCGACUCAACUGCUCCAUUCCGGGCGAUUAUCCUUUCUACUUUAACGAAAUCCAAUCUGCUAGCAAUCUGGUGGAGGGACAGUAUGGUGCAAUGAGCUCUAAGUUGAUCUAUGGAGUCUUCAAUACACCUACCAAUUCCAUUCCUGGCUCGGCAGUUUGUGCAUUUGCCUUGCAGGACAUUGCCGAUACGUUUGAGGGCCAGUUUAAGGAACAGAGCGGCAUCAACUCCAACUGGCUGCCGGUAAACAAUGCCAAGGUGAGUCCCGAUCCGCGUCCUGGUUCCUGUCACAACGAUUCAAGAACGCUUCCGGAUCCCACAUUAAAUUUCAUCAACCAUUCGCUAAUGGACGAGAAUGUGCGGGCAUUUUUCAGUCAACCGAUUUUGGUCCGGACGAGCACCAUUUACCGCUUCACACAAAUCGCUGUAGAUGCACAAAUCAACCCUGGUGGAAAGACCUAUGAUGUUAUAUUUGUAGGAACAGAUCACGGCAAGAUCAUCAAAUCAGUGAAUGCCGAAUCUGCCGAUUCCGCAGACAAAGUCGCAUCCGUUGUCAUCGAAGAGAUUGAUGUGCUGACCAAGAGUGAACCCAUUCGAAACCUGGAGAUCGUUAGGACCAUGCAGUACGAUCAACCGAAAGAUGGCAGCUACGAUGAUGGCAAAUUAAUCAUUGUGACGGACAGCCAGGUGGUGGCCAUACAACUGCAUCGCUGUCACAAUGACAAAAUUACCAGCUGCAGCGAAUGCGUCGCAUUGCAGGAUCCAUACUGCGCCUGGGACAAAAUUGCUGGCAAGUGCCGCUCCCAUGGCGCUCCACGGUGGCUGGAGGAGAACUAUUUCUACCAGAAUGUGGCCACCGGCCAGCAUGCAGCCUGUCCCUCAGGCAAAAUAAAUUCAAAGGAUGCCAAUGCCGGGGAGCAGAAGGGCUUCCGGAACGACAUGGAUUUGUUGGACUCACGGCGCCAGAGCAAGGAUCAGGAAAUCAUCGACAACAUUGAUAAGAACUUCGAUGGACCCCAAAUUUCCGCAGAUAUAAUCAAUGCCCAGUACACAGUGGAGACCCUGGUGAUGGCCGUGCUAGCGGGUUCGAUCUUCUCCCUGCUCGUUGGUUUCUUCACGGGCUACUUCUGUGGAAGACGCUGCCACAAGGACGAGGAUGACAAUCUGCCAUAUCCGGAUACGGAAUAUGAGUACUUUGAGCAGCGACAAAUGUCAAUAGGUUUCUUCCCCUCAUCAUGCCGCAUCCAGCAGGAGCCCAAGCUGCUGCCCCAGGUGGAGGAGGUGACGUAUGCGGAGCCAGUGCUGCUACCUCAGCCACCGCCACCAAAUAAGAUGCACUCGCCAAAGAAUACACUAAGGAAGCCACCCAUGCACCAGAUGCAUCAAGGCCCCAACUCGGAAACACUCUUCCAGUUCCAGCCCGAUGGCUACAAUACCCAGCAAUCAUAUCGCGGACGCGAUAACUUUGGUACCCUGCGCUCACACCAGGUGAUGGGCGACAACUAUAGGCGCGGCGAUGGCUUUUCCACCACCCGCAGCGUCAAGAAGGCUGUAAACAACACAAACACACGUAACAGAAGUCUUGGUCGCGCAAGAAGACAGCCGCCCCGUCAUGGCAUUGUAACUCAACACCGCUCCAAUAGCCCCCAGCAGCAGCAACAGCAGCAGCAGUCGCAGCAGCAACAGCCCCAGCCGUCGCACUCCAGUUCCGGCUCCUCGCCCGUAAUGUCCAACAGCAGCAGCAGUCCGGCACCGCCAUCCAGCAGCCCCAGUCCGCAGGAGAGCCCCAAGAACUGCAGCUACAUCUACCGUGAUUGAUUGAUAUGCAACACCAAAUCGAUGCCACUCAUCCAGGCCCAGCCCAAGCAGCACCCACUACCGCUCCCGAUUCCGCUUCCAGUCCAGCACCAGCAACAGCAGCUGCAGCAGCAGCAACUCCAGCAUCAGCAGCAGCAUUUCGCCAAGAGUCCAAUGGGCGGCAGGACAUUUGCCAAGGCCAAGUCCAUGCCGGUGACACCCGUUCAGCCGCAAUCGCCGCUGGAGGAGACACCAUCCUACGAACUGUACGAACGCCAUGCUCACUCCGAUGCCCACGCCCACUCGGACUUCGAUGAUGAGGAUAUGGAGGACACCGCAUCGCUGGCCAUGAUCACACCGCCGCCGCCCUAUGACACGCCCCAUCUGCUUGCCUCGCCACCAGUGCCACCGCCUCGUCGAUUUCGCUUCGGCAACCGAGAGCUGUUCAGCAUGAGUCCUGCUGGCGGUGGUGCCACGCCCACAACCUCUAGCACUGCCAUAACGCCCACAAAGCUAAGUGCAGCAGCGGCGGCCAUGUUUGCCGCCCCACAAAUGGCCACACAGCUCAACCGGAAAUGGCGACGGCGAAGGAGAAAUAGCAGUUCCGGUGACUCCAAGGAACUGGACAAGCUGGUGCUGCAGUCCGUCGAUUGGGAUGAGAAUGAGAUGUACUAGCAGGCAAGUCGAAGAUAUAAGCACUUUUAAUCGGAGAAGGUAUUCUUAAAUUAAGAAGGUAGUAAGAGCGAUUUCGAUUUAAAAGCUAGGGAUCAGGAACAACGAUUCCGGAAUAUAGCUCAAGUGCUUAUAUGAAAAGAAGAAACAUGGUUUGUUUUAAGGUGGUAUUUAAAUUAAUUACAUAGAAAACUGAAA
Messenger RNA from Drosophila serrata, 3546 nucleotides. RefSeq names its product semaphorin 1a (gene Sema1a). Gene Ontology annotation, biological process: semaphorin-plexin signaling pathway; positive regulation of cell migration; negative chemotaxis. Gene Ontology annotation, cellular component: plasma membrane. Lineage: Eukaryota; Metazoa; Arthropoda; Insecta; Diptera; Drosophilidae. The record is from RefSeq and is a predicted model, not a curated record. Gene Ontology annotation, molecular function: semaphorin receptor binding; chemorepellent activity.